AUGUCAGAGGUUGUCCAUAUCAUCGAUGCUGAGAGCGGUAAUCUACGCUCUCUGCAAAACGCCAUUGAGUUCCUCGGUUAUGAGACAAAGCUCAUCAAGGACGCUACAGAUCCGGAGCUGGCUAAGGCUACGAAGCUGUUCUUGCCAGGUGUCGGCUCGUACGCGCAUUUUGUGAAGCUGUUGUUCACCAAGGGCUUUGAGAAGCCUAUCAGAGAUCAUAUUGCUGCUGGCAAGCCGAUUAUGGGUGUUUGUGUUGGUCUACAGGCCCUCUUCAACGGUAGUGAGGAGAGCCCUGGUGUUGAAGGGUUGAAGUACAUCGACCUUGAGCUAAAGAAGUUCGAUGCCACCACGAAGAGUGUUCCAGAGAUUGGCUGGAACACUCUGGAGAUUGUGGGAGACCAGUCCUUCUACGACUUGAAUCCAAAUAACCGUUACUACUACGUCCACUCGUAUGCUGCCAUUGUGACUGACGAACAGGUGAGAACACUGGAGGCUGAAGGAUGGGAACUGGCAUUGACACAGUACGGUGAUGAGAGAUUCAUCGGCGCUGUAUCCAGAGACAACGUCUUUGCCACCCAAUUCCACCCAGAGAAAUCGGGCAUUGCUGGUCUCAAGGUCAUCAAGGCAUUCCUCGAAGGUAAGAAGCAUACUCCAUUGCCAGAUGUGAUACAAAAGAGAGAUCCUUCAAAUAACGGGCUGACAAGAAGAAUCAUUGCCUGUUUGGAUGUGAGAACCAAUGACAAUGGCGACCUGGUUGUGACAAAGGGUGAUCAGUAUGACGUUCGUGAGAAGGAUGAACAAGGUGGUGACGUGAGAAACUUGGGAAAGCCCGUUGAAUUGGCUCAGAAGUACUAUGACCAAGGUGCUGACGAGGUGACUUUCUUGAACAUCACCUCAUUCAGAAACUCCCCAAUCAGAGACGCUCCAAUGCUUGAAGUGUUGAAGAGAGCUGCACGCACCAUCUUUGUUCCACUAACAGUCGGUGGUGGUAUCAAGGAUGUUGUUGACCCUGAUGGCACUAAAGUCCCAGCUUUAGAGGUUGCAGGCCUAUAUUUCAGAUCUGGUGCUGAUAAGGUGUCUAUUGGUACUGAUGCUGUCAAUGCUGCUUUGAAAUACUAUGCUAAUGGUAACAAAGGCGACGGUUCCUCACCAAUCGAGACUAUCUCCAAGGCAUACGGUGCACAAGCAGUCGUCAUCUCUGUAGAUCCUAAGAGAGUCUACGUGAAGGAUCCACAAGAGACAAAGAAUAAGACCAUCAAGACCUCGUUCCCAGGGCCAAACGGCGAGGAGUUCGUCUGGUACGCUACAACGGUCAAAGGUGGCCGUGAGACUACAGACUUGGGUGCUUACGAACUCGCACAAGCUACAGAGGCUCUCGGUGCCGGUGAAAUCCUGUUGAACUGUAUCGACAAGGAUGGCUCCAACUCUGGCUAUGAUUUGGAGCUGAUCAACCAUAUCAAAUCUGCCGUUUCUAUCCCUGUGAUAGCUUCAAGUGGUGCAGGUAAGCCUGAGCACUUUGCCGAAGUGUUCGAGAAGACAACCACUGACGCAGCUUUGGGUGCUGGUAUGUUCCAUAGAAACGAGUACACCGUGGAUCAAGUCAAGCUACACCUCGCAGACGUUGGUCUUCAAACGAGAAUUGAUAGAGAACAGUUGUAA
Williopsis jadinii is the source of this 1659-nucleotide messenger RNA. It is a transcript of the gene HIS7, whose product is annotated as imidazoleglycerol-phosphate synthase. The coding region runs from base 1 to 1659 and encodes 552 amino acids. Lineage: Eukaryota; Fungi; Ascomycota; Saccharomycetes; Phaffomycetales; Wickerhamomycetaceae. The record is from RefSeq and is a predicted model, not a curated record. Gene Ontology annotation, molecular function: oxo-acid-lyase activity; imidazoleglycerol-phosphate synthase activity. The transcript has a single exon. Gene Ontology annotation, biological process: L-histidine biosynthetic process.